AUGGGUGAUUCAGGUGGAGGUUGGCGAGAUUCGUAUAAGGGUAUGUCUUCUGAUAACAUCAAGGGUUUGGUGUUGGCUUUGUCUUCUAGUUUAUUCAUUGGAGCUAGCUUCAUCGUUAAGAAGAAAGGGCUUAAGAAAGCUGGAACCACUGGGACUAGAGCAGGUGUUGGUGGGUAUUCUUAUCUCUACGAGCCUCUUUGGUGGAUCGGCAUGACAACAAUGUUGCUUGGUGAGAUUGCUAAUUUUGCUGCUUAUGCGUUUGCGCCGGCUAUACUUGUCACUCCUCUAGGUGCAGUCAGUAUCAUUAUCAGUGCUGUCUUAGCUCAUAUCAUAUUAAAGGAGAAACUACACAUCUUUGGAGUUCUUGGUUGUGCCUUAUGUGUAGUGGGUUCCACGACAAUUGUCUUACAUGCCCCUCAAGAACAAGAAAUCGAUUCUGUGAUUGAAGUUUGGAAUCUUGCAACAGAACCAGCAUUCAUGUUUUAUGCGACUCUGGUAAUUGGGGCUGCUAUAUUUCUCAUUAUCCGUUUUGUACCCCAAUAUGGGCAGACAAACGUAAUGGUCUAUACCGGUAUUUGUUCGCUUGUGGGAUCAUUAUCGGUAAUGAGCGUAAAAGCACUUGGAAUAGCACUAAAGCUGACAUUUUCAGGGACGAAUCAGUUAUUUUAUCCUCAAACAUGGGUAUUCACCUUGGUCGUACUUACCUGUGUGAUAACCCAGUUGAACUACUUAAACAAGGCUCUUGAUACAUUCAAUACAGCUAUAGUAUCUCCGAUAUACUAUGUAAUGUUUACAUCACUAACUAUAUUGGCCAGUGUAAUCAUGUUUAAGGAUUGGGAUCGGCAAAACGGUACUCAAAUUGUCACAGAAAUAUGUGGAUUUGUUACAAUACUUUCAGGAACUUUUCUUCUCCAUAGAACAAAGGACAUGGUAGAGGGUUCAUCGGUAAUAUUACCAUUGCGUAUUAGCAAGCACAAUAACGAGGACAGUUUUGAAUCAGAAGGCAUUCCACUUAGACGCCAAGAAUCGCUCCGGUUACCUUAA
Messenger RNA from Arabis nemorensis, 1044 nucleotides. NCBI's taxonomy places the organism in Eukaryota, Viridiplantae, Streptophyta, Magnoliopsida, Brassicales, Brassicaceae. The record is from the annotation of a GenBank genome assembly.